AUGAAAUUGUUUGUCAUCGCCGCUUUGAUAGCAGUAUCCGCCGGAGCUCGGCUGGAGCAUCUAGAACGGUCCUACCUUCCUCCAGACAACUCCAACUCAAUCUCAGGGGGUUUCGGAUCGCCAGCAUCAAACGGACUUGGUUCAGGACAUUUCGGUGCCAGCGCUCGUGGAUCUCCAAGUGACAAUGGCUUCAGGAACUCAGCGCCGGGGUCAUCUGGAUUUGAUAACGGGUUCGCUGGAUCUCUGAAUGGAUUUGGAUCUGGUCAAGGAUCUAACGGUGCGGUUGACGGUUUGAAACAGUACCUGCCUCCCGAUCAACCCUCAUCUGGUCCUUCUGGUUUCAGCGGAUCCAUCAAACCUGCAUGCCAAUCCUGUGGCUUUGCUCGCAACCAACCCUCAUCAUUUGGUGCCCAAAUCCCAAGCACACAAUACGGCCAGCCUCAAUUUGGUGCCCCUGCAAACCAGUACAGCCAACCGCAAUUUGGCGUAAACUCCCACCAUCAAUUUGGAGCUGCAUCCCGUAGCUCCUUUGCCCAACCUCAAGCCGCUCCAAGUUCUUUCAACCAACCCCAAUUCGGUGCAGCAUCUGGACCCAGCUUCGGUGGUCAUGGUGGUGCCUUCGGAAGAGGUUCCUUUGGACAAGAGCAGCCAAGCCAGUCCUUCGCCAGCCGUCAAUACUUAGCUCCUAAGGCGCAGGAAAUUCCUCAACAGCCAUUUGACGAACAGACCGGCUACCAGUACUAA
This is a messenger RNA of Leptosia nina, 744 nucleotides long. NCBI's taxonomy places the organism in Eukaryota, Metazoa, Arthropoda, Insecta, Lepidoptera, Pieridae. The record is from the annotation of a GenBank genome assembly.